Chenopodium quinoa (quinoa) is the source of this 1938-nucleotide messenger RNA. RefSeq lists its product as uncharacterized. Bases 1 to 1938 code for a protein of 645 amino acids. The record is from RefSeq and is a predicted model, not a curated record. The transcript has a single exon. Lineage: Eukaryota; Viridiplantae; Streptophyta; Magnoliopsida; Caryophyllales; Amaranthaceae.
AUGCCGACAUGCACCUACGACGGCAAGGGAGAUCCUAAGAGAUAUAUCGCGGCCUUUGAAAGCCAUAUGUUGUUGUACACCGACACCGACGCCGUGUGGUGUAAAGUCUUCCCAACGACGCUGGUGGGGGCAGCUUCGGACUGGUUCACCAAUCUCCCUCCUAGAUCCAUUGAUAGCUUCGACACCCUUGUCGAAUUGUUUACAAGCCAGUAUAUAAGCAACAGCGCACGACAAAGAACCUCAGGGGAACUUAUGUCUGUUAGGCAGAGGAAGGACGAAUCACUGAGAUAUUUCGUCCGACGUUUUAAUAAUGAAGCCAACACUAUACUAAAGUUACAGCAAGAGAUAGUCGUCAUGGCCCUGAUGAGUGGUUUAAUCGACAGCGAUUUUAAGAGGUACAUGGCACGAAAGUCCUUUCCCAACCUCGGCAUAGCGUUUAACAAGGCUCAUGAAUACAUCAAAAGUGAAGAACUUUUGAGAGCAGGCAAUCAGGUAACAUUGACAGAGCCGUCUCGGCGGCAAAACGUUUGCUCGUCACCUGAGACCCACGUGGGUGGGAGUAGUAGACAAAACCAGCAAAAAGCAAACAGGCCCGUUAGAGGUUUGGGGCGAUAUAGUAGUUAUACUCAGCUGAACACGCCAAGGGCCGCCAUCUACUCGAUAAAUCAACACAGGGAAGAGUGGAACCGGCCGGCCCCAAUGAUAACGAAAGGUCGAGAUUUAAAGAAGUACUGCAUGUUUCAUAAAGAUGUCGACCAUUAUACCGAGGAAUGUGUCCAACUGAAGGAAAACAUUGAGGACCUUAUUAGAAAGGGUCAUUUAUCUCAAUACCGGUCUCAGGCAGGAGCAAGUCGACAACCACCACCGUUAGCAAGACAGACAGAGUAUCGGAAACAGGGCGACUCGUCAGUACAGGAUGAUGCUUACCGACAGGGUCAUGCAGAUAGUUACCGACAAGGUUCAGCCCCUCAGGGGCGAAAAAUUACCAUAGAGGUAAUUUCCGGAGGACCGGUGCAUGGGGGUUCUGUUAGCGACGCAAAGAAAAGUCUAUCGGAAUACAAACACAUGAUAAACGCGUUAGGGGUGGAUGAGCGGCCCCGACCAAAUGCAAUCCCUUCCGUCUCCUUCUCGGAGGAUGAUUCAAGGGGAAUAGUUUUUCCCCAUGACGACCCUCUGGUAUUGAUAUUGGCAAUAAAUGGGUGCGACGUCAAGCGCACGUUAGUAGAUGGGGGAAGUUCCGCAAAUAUCUUGUUCUCAAGAGUAUUCGACGUCAUGAUGAUAGAUCGAAAAUACCUAACGCCGGUGUCAUACCCGGUUAUCGAUUUUAAUGGUUCAACGGUCAUACCUAAAGGUAGUAUAGUCUUACCAGUCCGAAUUGGGGAAGGAUCAAGGGCACGGGAUGUGAUGACUGAAUUCCUAAUUGUGGACGUGCCGUCAGCGUGCAAUGUCAUUAUUGGUAGACUGUUAAUUCAUGAUGUACAUGCGGUAGUAUCGACAUAUCAUCUCACGAUGGUGUAUGUAUCAAAUAUUGAUAAAACAGAACGUGUCAGAGGGAGCCAAACAAUGGCAAGAGAAUGCUACGUGUCGGCACUGAAGCAUCCUUGUCGACAAAUUCCCACGAAUCAGCAUGCUCAGAAAAGGGAGCGAUCCUCGCUUGCCCAAGAUUUGGCAAUGGCAAACUUUGAUACAAGGCCUAUAACUAUCCCAAGACCGCUGCCAGGAGGAGAAACUAUUAAUGUUGAAUUGCAACCAGGAGUUGCGAGUCGUACAGUAAAGAUCGGGUCCGAUAUAAACACCGACAUGCAAUGCUACUUGAUUGAACUACUAAGGGAGAAUGCUGACGUUUUCGCCUUCUCGGCCGAUGAAAUGUCGGGGAUUCACCCUAGCGUGAUGGUUCACAAACUAAAUGUGGACAGACGAGCAAGGCCGAUAAGAUAG